Messenger RNA from Sus scrofa (pig), 5105 nucleotides. RefSeq names its product PDZ domain containing ring finger 3 (gene PDZRN3). Lineage: Eukaryota; Metazoa; Chordata; Mammalia; Artiodactyla; Suidae. The record is from RefSeq and is a predicted model, not a curated record. Gene Ontology annotation, cellular component: neuromuscular junction. Gene Ontology annotation, biological process: neuromuscular junction development; protein ubiquitination. Gene Ontology annotation, molecular function: protein binding; zinc ion binding; ubiquitin protein ligase activity.
AUCCAGUGUGGAUGCAUGGGGGCAGCCUUACAACGGAAGGCUCUGGGGAUGAGGCCAGGGGAGUGAACAGACAUGGCCUCUGGUUUGGGCUUGAACCACCUGUGUUUUCUCACAUCAUGGCAACAAAACUCUGCAACGUGGUUAGUAUUAUGUCUCUUCGGAGAUCUGGAAACUGAGGUCUCAGCGACUUAUUCAUGGAUCCAUAAAACCCUUCCCAGGAUCAAAGCAAGUCAGAGGUCACUGCCACUACCCAACUCCAUCUGUGGCUUGCUUUCCCUGGUGUUAGCUCUCUGCUCCAGCCCAGGUGGUGACACCAAGUAAGGGCCUGAGUCAAAGGUUCCCUUCCUUCCCCUCCAGAGAUCCUGGCCUUUAGCUAAUCCCAGCCCUGUCCCUAUGCCUCAUCUUCCGGGCCUGAGAAAUGGGGCCAGCUGUGUCUGCUGGCCACCAGCCCACAAAGAAGUUUAUUUGGAUUAGUUUACUCACACUGCAGGUGUGUCUUGGUUCCCAAAGAAAGGGAGCUUUAUUCUUCAGGCCCCGUGAUGCCUCUUGACAGGAGACGUGGGAGUCCUCUUGAGAAACAGUUGAAGCUUUAUAAAAUGAAGGGGUGAAGGCUAUGGAUACAAUUGUGAGAAUUUUAAACAUCAACCACUUGGGUUGGGAAAAUGGGACCAGUGCCCUCAUUCUGGCAGUGAGGUGAUUAUUUAUGAAGACACAGGGUUUUUUUUUUAAACCAUCAAACUUACAUAGUAGCACAGAAGCUAAAUUCAAGGGGAUCAGGAAGCGAUGCAGCAAUGAUCAAAAUUUUCAAUCCUGUCCCUGCUCACCUUCCACGGGCAAUGGCAAGUCACUGCCUCUUUGACACUCAGAGCAGAACAAAGCUAUGGAAGUCUAGGUAGAUACAGAACAUCAAAUGCAGAUACUGAAUGGCCAGUGACACUUAGCACAGUGGCCUGGGCUCUGAGAUGGGCUACAUGGCUGUGGCAAUGGCAUGAGACUGGCUGCUUCUCUUCCUUCCAGUUAACCCAGCAGCCCUUUCACAAAUAACUUUCUGCUUUGGGAAUUGAAGAUGCACCCUUAGCAAUGAUUAUCUGCUUGCUCACCUUUAGGGCAGCCUCUCUCCUUAUACCCUCUGGUUAUUUUGCUUACACAUGCAUGUAUCUCACAAUUUAAAUUUGUAUAUUUUAUUCAUAUGUGGAGGAUUUUUCCUGCAGCUUAGUAAAGCACUAAAUAUUAUAUGAACAUUAUUCAAAACAUGUCCAUUCCAUUAAACCUAUUUAUAUGCCAUCAUUAUCUGCAGCAUUAAAUACACUUUAUAUCAUCAGAAAUUUUAUGAUAUAUUUAAAAAUGAAUUUCUACUUAGCUUAAAUGCAUUAGGAAAUUAUCCUGAGACAUGGCUAAAAAUGCAGUCAUGUUUAUUUGUAACUGCCAGAAAAUGGCUUGCAAAAUUGUUAGUGUCUUUUAUUAUUCCCUGCCAGUGGAGCACUUGCUUGUUAAUUAGAGAAAUUUCAACUGUCAUCGUUGGCAAUUAUAGCUUCUGUAUCAUUGUCUGUUAUGAAUAGUCAAUGAGGGCUGAUUAAUAUGCAUGAGCGGCAGUAUAUAUAGCGUGUGCAUUGGACCACAAUCCAGCUGCCAGAGUCACUCAGAGGAGGGAGCAGUGUGUGAGUACGUGUAUGUCUGUUUGUGCGUGCGUGCAUGCGGCUGCAAGAGGAAGAAGGGGAGCGUGGAAGGGGGAGAGUUGUGUGCAGCCUCCUAGAGCACCGCCAGCCUGCGGUGUCCCAGCAUCUGGCACUGAGGCUCCUGGAGCACACCUCAUGCCUGCGUGCUGAGGGCGCUGCUCCUCCCAGGCGCCCGCCAACCCUGCAGCCGUCCUCAGCCGGCUCUCUAAACAUGGGAUGCAGUCUGUGCAGCCUGCAGAAGCAAGAGGAGCAGUACAAAUUACUCUACGAAGUUUGUCAGGUCAACGGCAAAGAUUUAUCCAGAGCAACUCAUGACCAGGCUGUGGAAGCCUUCAAGACUGCUAAAGAGCCCAUCGUGGUGCAGGUGUUGAGGAGAACGCCACGGACCAAAAUGUUCACGCCUCCAGCAGAAUCACAAACGGUGGACACGGCCACCCAGACGGACAUCACCUUCGAGCACAUCAUGGCUCUUACCAAGAUGUCACCACCCACCCCACCGGUGCUGGAUCCCUAUCUCUUGCCAGAGGAGCAUCCCUCAGCCCAUGAGUACUAUGACCCAAAUGACUACAUUGGAGGCAUCCAUCAGGAGAUGGACAGGGAGGAGCUGGAGCUGGAGGAAGUGGAUCUCUACAGAAUGAACAGCCAGGACAAGCUGGGCCUCACCGUGUGCUACCGGACAGAUGACGAAGAUGAUAUUGGGAUUUAUAUAAGCGAGAUCGACCCCAACAGCAUCGCAGCCAAGGAUGGGCGCAUCCGGGAAGGAGACCGAAUUAUCCAGAUUAAUGGGAUAGAGGUACAGAACCGUGAAGAGGCUGUGGCUCUUCUAACCAGUGAAGAAAACAAGAAUUUUUCCUUGCUAAUUGCAAGGCCCGAACUCCAGCUGGAUGAGGGUUGGAUGGAUGAUGACAGAAACGACUUUCUGGAUGACCUGCACAUGGACAUGCUGGAGGAGCAGCACCAUCAGGCCAUGCAGUUCACGGCCAGCGUGCUGCAGCAGAAGAAGCAAGAAGAAGACGGCGGAACCACAGACACAGCCACCAUCCUGUCCAACCAGCACGAAAAGGACAGUGGUGUGGGGCGGACGGAUGAGAGCACGCGCAAUGAUGAGAGCUCGGAGCAGGAGAACAACGGCGACGACGCCCCUGUGUCCUCCCCACCGCUGGCGGGGCAGAGGAAGCUCACAUGCAGCCAAGACACCCUGGGCAGCGGCGACCUGCCCUUCAGCAAUGAGUCCUUCAUCUCCGCAGACUGCGCUGACGCCGACUACCUGGGCAUCCCGGUGGACGAAUGCGAGCGCUUCCGGGAGCUGCUGGAGCUCAAGUGCCAGGUGAAGAGCGCCAGCCCCUAUAGCCUAUACUACCCCAGCAGCCCCCUGGACGCCAGCAAGAGCGACCCCGAGAGCGUGGACAAGGAGCUGGAGUUGCUCAACGAGGAGCUGCGCAGUAUCGAGCUGGAGUGCCUCAGCAUCGUGCGCGCGCACAAGAUGCAGCAACUCAAGGAGCAGUACCGUGAGUCCUGGAUGCUGCACAACAGCGGCUUCCGCAACUACAACACCAGCGUGGAUGUGCGCCGGCACGAGCUCUCGGACAUCACCGAGCUUCCAGAGAAGUCCGACAAGGACAGCUCGAGCGCCUACAACACCGGAGAGAGCUGCCGGAGCACCCCGCUCACCCUAGAGAUGUCCCCGGACAACUCCCUGAGGAGAGCAGCCGAGGGCCUCGGCUGUCCCGGGAGCGAAGGCGCCGCUGGGGCCGCGGAAGCUUACGGGCCGUCCUCAAAGAAUCUGCUCUCCAUCACAGAAGAUCCCGAAGUGGGCCCCCCUGACUACAGCCCCUCUCCUAAAGAGCUUGACCCCAGCCAGACCCUGGAGAACAAGGAGAGGAAACCCAGCGACGACAGCAGCAGCCCCAUCCCUGGCCAGAAGCUGGGUGGCUCCUACCUGUCGCCCUUCCCCCACUCCCCCUACAAGCACGCCCACAUCCCAGCGCAUGCGCAGCACUACCAGAGCUACAUGCAGCUGAUCCAGCAGAAGUCGGCUGUCGAGUACGCACAGAGCCAGAUGAGCCUGGUGAGCAUGUGCAAGGACCUGAACUCCGCCAACCAGUUGGAGCCGAGGAUGGAAUGGAAAGUGAAGAUCCGGAGCGACGGGACACGUUACAUCACCAAGCGGCCGGUGCGGGACCGUCUGCUGCGGGAGCGGGCACUCAAGAUCCGGGAGGAGCGCAGCGGCAUGACCACGGACGACGAUGCAGUGAGCGAGAUGAAGAUGGGGCGGUACUGGAGCAAGGAGGAGAGGAAGCAGCAUGUGGUGAAGGCCAAGGAGCAGAGGCGCAGGCGCGAGUUCAUGAUGCAGAGCCGGCUCGACUGCCUGAAGGAGCAGCAAGGGGCCGACGACCGGAAGGAGAUGAACAUCCUCGAACUCAGCCACAAAAAGAUGAUGAAGAAGAGGAAUAAAAAGAUAUUUGAUAACUGGAUGACAAUCCAAGAACUCUUAACCCAUGGCACGAAAUCUCCAGACGGCACUAGAGUAUACAAUUCGUUCCUAUCGGUGACUACUGUAUAAUUUCCACUUCUGCAUUAUGUACAGAAAGGAGAACACUACCAUUGGGGUAGAAAUUCCUGCCUCGUUCAAUGUGGCAAGUUUUUGUAUAUAAGAUAAAUACUGUCAUCGUGUUUAUAGUCGAAAUUGGCGAGCCCUACAACUCUGGGUGUCCUAGCUCUAUUUUAAGUGGAGAAAAACCACCCAUAUAACGAUCUAUCUUGGAAGGCAAUAUUAACAAACAGAGCUCUUUUCAAAUAGCAGUGGUACUUUUUUACUUGUUAUCUUUUACAUAAAGUGUUUAAAUUUCAAAAAGAUCUUUUAUUAAGCAUACUUUCACAGAAUUUGUUUAAACCUAUAUUCAUAUAAAAAAAAAGUUAAACACGCUUUUUUUUCCUGCCGAAACCACAGAUAUGACUGCCAGUAUGUAUUUUUAAUGGAACUCUAUUUUAUAAUGUUACUUUGCUGAAUGUAUUUCAUAUGGGUGACCGUUAAUAUAUUAUUUAGGUCAGAGCUUCAACUCAAAACCACCAAACUCUUUGGUAACAAUUCAAUACACAUAACGAUACCAGCAGUGUUUAGAUUUGGGAUACAUAUUUAAACAUUUUUCUGGUCAAAGUUCCCAAGAGAGUGUAAAGGUUUUAACAGAAAGCAAAAUAUAAUGCAGAUUUGUGGAAGUUUAAAGCAUGUUUGCAAAUAUUGCAGCCGUUGGAAGACUUUGCAUGUACAGGAAAGUUGUGGAUGGAGAUGGUUUGUGGAAUUUUAAGUGCUUAUUGUAGUAAACCUUUGCUUUGUAGGUUCGAAGGGACGGACUUUUACGAGAUUUACAAAAUCAUGAUUAGUUACAAACAUUAAGUAAAAUGAAGUUAAAUAAAUUAUUUUCUAUUUGA